Molecule: messenger RNA, 4996 nt
Organism: Mercenaria mercenaria
Lineage: Eukaryota; Metazoa; Mollusca; Bivalvia; Venerida; Veneridae
Exons: 2
Coding region: 48-1772 (574 amino acids)
Biological process (GO): positive regulation of DNA-templated transcription
Cellular component (GO): nucleoplasm; chromatin
Molecular function (GO): zinc ion binding; ubiquitin-protein transferase activity
Source: RefSeq, a predicted model, not a curated record
AGCGUUACAUAAGAAAGCGGUUGUGAUUACAUUUAUUCCUCAGCAAAAUGUCUUCAAAUGAACAGGUGGAUGGAAAGAAAAAGACAGACAACAAGAAUGCUACGACUGUUUCAGAAGAAAGAAGAUGUUCUGUUUGCACCAAAAAGAAUCUUGCGAAUUGUGCAGAAAAGUAUUGUAUUGAAUGUAACGAUUUUUAUUGUAAUGUAUGUGUAACGCUUCACGAGGAAAUACCAGCUUUAUCAAAUCAUCAGUUGAUUGAGAAAAAAGAUUUUACAACUAGAUCUGGACGCUUACUACUACCCUCUAUUCCGACGGAGCGAUGUCGAACCCAUCGGACGAACACUGUUGAUAUGUAUUGCAUUGAUCAUGAUACUGUUGGUUGUCACACGUGCCUAUCUCUGGGACAUGGGUAUUGCAAAAAGUUGUAUAUACCCGAGAAUAUUGGACAGCUUUCACAAGCAAGUGGAGAUAAAGCAGAAAUUGUUAAACAAGAAGCAAUUGAAUUGCGGGAGAGAUUGUUACUCGCAUUUAAACGACGAGAGACAGACAAAAAGUCUGUUCAGACAAAAUAUGAAAAUGCAAAACAUUCCAUUAAAAAAUUUCGAAGAGAGAUGAAGAAGAAACUUAAAGAACUGGAAGUGUCAACUGUGGCAGUUUUGGAUUCAGAAUGUGACAUAUUCGUUCAAAAACUUGACGAAGAAAUAAAAUCUUUGUCGCACUUUGUACGAAAGCUUGAUGACAACAUUGGCAAUUUGAAAAUAUCUUCAGAAUCAAACAACGCCUCGCAGUUAUUUGUAGCCCUGCAAAUUUUAAGCAAAGACAUUUCCGAAACAAAAUCUGUUUAUAAAACAAUGUCUACUCAAGUAGUGAAAAGCAUUGAUUUUAUACCGGAUAAGUCUUUGACGAAAAGUAUCCAAUGCCUUGAAAACUUGGGAACUAUUGACUAUAAUAGUAUAGACAAACCGGCACCACUUUGGGAGAUAAAAAGCGCUGAAGAUAUAUCUGUUCGCACAGAAGAAGAUUCGAAAGACUGUUCUAUAAGAAGUGCAUGCAUAACACGUCUUGGACAUAUCCUCCUUGUAGACAGUAAUAAUUCCAAUAUCAAAUUGCUGGACAGAGCUGCACAAAAAGUUGUAGAUACUUGCACGCUUGAAACAACGGCAUGGUCUGUGUGCACUUUAGAAGGUACCAAAUCAAUCGUUUCUCUACCACGUGCUAAAAGAGUUAGGAUAAUUGAAGCAGACGGUCAAAUUAAACCCACAGGAUUCAUUCAUAUUGGAUACGAGUGCUUUGCCAUUGCCUAUUCUAUGAAGGAAUUAUAUGUUUCUGAUGAACAUGGCUCUGUGAUUGUUCAUUCAAUAUCAGGGGACAUUUUACGGCGAUACUCAAAGGAUCAAAACGGAAAAGAUCUAUUUUCUGACGUUUGGGCUCUUGCUGUGAACAAGCCAGGCGACAGAAUCUAUGUAGCAGAUAAAGAUAAUGGAGUUAUUGCUAUCAAUAAAGAUGGGGCAUUGCUGUGGGCUUUCGAAGAUACAACGUGUUCUGAUGCAACUGGAAUUUGUUUAGACGAAAUGUUCCAUAACGUACUUGUUUUAGGGUACGCAUCAGACAAUGUUACACAAAUAGGACAAACGGGUAAAAAAGUAGGACAAGUUGUAAAACAAAUAAACGGCCUGAAUUAUCCUACAGCCAUGUGUUAUGAAUGGAAAAGCGAUACGUUGAUCAUAGCUAACAACUUCGGGUCAAACCUGCGAGUCUUCCAACUUAAGUAAUUAGCAACAGUUGAAUGCUAACCUGACGUGAAAAAUACUUCAAGUAUACAUUGUGGAUGAGUACUUUAAGUCCUGCACCAUGAUGUGAAUGUUCCUGUAAAUAUCAUGUACUUUUACGAUACAAGUAUGUACGUUAACAGGAGUAGACUGUUGGCAUAUAUAAAAUCAGUGAUGUGGUUUUCUUUCUGCGUGAUAAACAGCAAAGCAGCGUUUGAUGUUUUGGCUCUGUUAAUUGUCUGUCUAUAGUACAAUUUGUUACUUAUCCCAAAAAAUUAAUAAUAUCUAUCAUGUGUUUACAAAAUGAAUAGAAAUAUCCGCCCGAAGGCACCUGUGCAUUGGGCGGAAAUGAGGCUUAAACGCAUGACUGAUACUUUUCUUGCAUUUCGUAUACAUGUUUACAUUUAAUUCUGGCAGCUUAAUUUUCCUGCACACCGUUUUUUACAAACAACAGGUAGAAAUUCUUACGCAGCACGUAUUCUUUUAGUGAGAAAGUAAACGCGGGAAAUUAACGUCCGUAAGCAUACGUGACGUCAUGAUGUUUUCGUUACGUACAAGAACAAAGUUCCACUUUAGUUUUAUCAUUUGUAGCGUAACGUUAUGUUCUUAUGGUAAACCAACGUAUUUUCAAUCGAGAAAUAUACUAUUAGUAUCGGAGAGAAACCAUCAAGGUACCUGCUUUUUUUCGUAUUUUACAUAAACAACAUAUUAUCAGUGCAUGAACCACUAGUUGUCAUUAACAGCACGAGAGUCAUCUGCCAGAUGGAUUUUGCCAAACUCCAACACAGUAUGACUGAAAUACUGUUGAAAAACGGCGUUAAACCCAAAACAAACAAACAAACAAAAAACCUCCCCUUAUCGGACAAUAUUCCUGUGCGGAGGUUGGGGUUUGGCCAGCAUGGGCAAAAAUCACCUGAAACGCCAGUCCAGUGUGAAGAAAACAUAAUUCCCGUGUAAACGCGGGGACACCUCUAUUACAUGAUAACUGGUUAUUUGUACAUUGUUAACAUGUGCAUAUCAGUCAAGUCAAGUCCAGUCAAAUUAAGUCAAGUUAAGUCAAGUCAAAUAGUUUAUUUAUAUCUCUUCAUACGUGCAGCACUAUAAAAUAUUACAAUACUACAAUAUAUUAAAAAUACGUAUGCCUUUCUGUAAAGAAAUAAAAGAGACCAUUUAAAUUUAUAUACAUUUACACAAAAUUGUAUUCUAAAACCUAGUAUUAGGUCAGAUGACUAAGUCACCGACAUAAAACUAUGAAAACCCUUAUAAAAGGUUACUUACAUAAAUUUAAAAAGCAUAAAAUAAAAAAAUGAUGAGGAAACUGCGAAUCUAUCUGUGACUAGCUGAAAAUAAAUGCUGUCCUGAAAUGUUGAAUCUAUCUGUGACUAAAUAAACUUAACAAGUGCUAUCAGAGGACAGCAAUGCUCGACAAUUCGAAAGCCGUGUCAAUUGAAUGAAUAUCAAAGUCAGAUGAGGGGCAUAAUUUGUAAAGUUGCAAAACCGGGUUAUGUAACCUAAGCUUAUGAAAGUGGACAAUUCUGUGAAGUUUCAAUCCAUUCCUAAAAGUGGGUACUAAGAUACCACCUUACAUAAAAGAAAAGAGGAAAAACUGCUAAGUCAAAAAGGGGAAUGAUUUUGUAUAACAAAUGCAAAGUUAUGGAUCGUAUGUAUGAUCAUGACAGUAUACACUUGUAUUAAGUUUUAAUCCAUUCUCAUUAGUGUGUACUGAGAUACCUUCUUACAAACUUAACCAAAAACUGCUACGUCAUACCAGCUUACAAAUAAAACUUUAACAAAAAAAAUGAAAAGGUGGGAUAAUUUUGCAAAAUACAAAUGUAGAAAAAAAUCAGAGCUAUGGAACCUUUGCAAUGUAAGUCAGUUUAUCACAUUGAAUAAUUGUUUGAAUUUUCAAUUAAUGCCCACAAGCUGAGAUAAAAGAACUUAACCAAAACAGGACGACGACGCAAUAUUUCUUUCUUUUCUAAAUAUCAGUAUUUCUUUCAUUUCUAAAUAUCAUUAUUUCUUUCAAUAAAUUGCCCAACAGGAAGAAUAACUAUGUCGUGUAAAAUGUAAAUACUAGUAUAGCAAAAUCACUUUGUAUGAGAGUCGAAUCCUCAUGAAGACCUUUCAAGGUGAUUUUAUUUUUGUUUUUCCUAUUCGGUUUUCUUUCUCUUACUAUAUUUUACGUUUCUCUUUUGAUGAUUUGUAUUUACAUAUAUGUAUAUUGAUAUCAUAUUUUCGCUUUACUAUUCCAUUUUUUAUGUUUAAUUAUUAUCAUAUAUAUUAUAUUAUAAUUAUAUUAUCAUUAUAUUUUAUUUUUUUGUGAAAGUAAUGAACACAAAAAAAAAGAAAUGGAAAGAUUUUUUGCGCAACUGGUUGCCGUCGCUGAGUUUUCAACGCGGACUAAAGCUCUAAUCCGUAUGCUUAAUCUCUGAGCUGAUUAGCUGGUUGAUAAGUAACAAAAAUAUUAAAUUCCUCACACUUCAUUACAAUGUAUUCAUAGUUAUGAUUAUCGUAGGGGCAAAGUACGCUUGAGACCAUGCCAAACAAAACUUGUAAACCAAAAUACGGCAAUCUGACCUCAACAUCGAUUUAUACCACAAGGUUAUAGAUCAUGUAAUACUUUAUAGUAAUGUUUAAUAUCGAUUCUUCGUAUUGUUUGUGAUAGAUAACGGUAAGGAUAUAUGUGAUAUCAUCAGGUAUUGGAGCUUUAUACAUCAUAACUAUUUUGAUAGAGGAGGUCAUUGUUGCUAUGUAGUAAAUCACCAUGAAAGACCUUAUAGAAGUAGCGUUUGAUAAUAAUUCCUUCACCUAUGAGCACGCCCUAAUCGCGUUUGAAAAAAAAAAAAACAUGUCUGAUUUUAUCUUUUUAAAAUGACAAAAAUAAGUUGAUCCAAAUAUUGUGAUAAGUAUACGAAUUAACAUGUUAAAAGUCUAGCAAAUACUUAAGCUUAAGGACACUUAAUUAAAAAAAAAAUAAAAAUAAAGAACAUAGUCAAGCGAAAUUAUCCUGUUUUUUGAAGAGGUGUUGUUUAUGUUAUAUUUAUUAUACACAUCACUAGGGAAACGUAAUAAAUAUAAUUAGUUGAUAUACUCUUUUAAAUGCAGCCACACGGGUGCGCAAAAUUCAUCCUCUACUAGUACAGACAAAGAGCGAUCUGACCAGAGGGAUACAGUUAGAUAAAGCCCAUAGAACAGAAAGACAAAAAUCAUUUUAAAAUACAAGCUUA